This is a messenger RNA of Hydractinia symbiolongicarpus, 1945 nucleotides long. Its product is annotated as zinc finger CCHC domain-containing protein 8-like. Bases 46 to 1893 code for a protein of 615 amino acids. Gene Ontology annotation, molecular function: RNA binding. Lineage: Eukaryota; Metazoa; Cnidaria; Hydrozoa; Anthoathecata; Hydractiniidae. The record is from RefSeq and is a predicted model, not a curated record. Gene Ontology annotation, cellular component: catalytic step 2 spliceosome. The transcript has 2 exons.
CUUUGUUUUACAUAAUUUUUUUUUUUUUUAGAUAAUAUAUGUAAAAUGGGUGAAAGUGCAUUUGAUGAAGAGUUUUUAUUUUCGAAUUUUGACUCUGCUAAUGAAGAUGAUACAACCGACCAUCCAGGUGGAGGUUUGAAAUCUUGUACAGCGACAAUGACUAAAGAAUUAGGAACGUCUGAUAAUACAGGUGCUCAAGAUAAAUACAUAUCGGAGCUUGAAGAACAAAAUGCGAAAUUAAAGUCUAUCAUCAAAAGAAUGCUCGGUCCACAAAUGUUUUCUCGGAGUGAGAGUAUUUUGCCUCCUGCUUUAAAUGAAGAUGGUGAAAUUGAUUUAAUUCAGAAGUUGGAAGACGACAUUCAUUCAAAACCGUUUGCUAUUGUCAUGUUUCUAAACAACGAUGUCUCAACUGUACAUCGUAAGGAGAUUGACGAAAUGAUGAAAAAUGUCAGCGAAAAGCCUGCCACACAAGAGGUCCUAAUGGCUCAAAAGUUGCAGGCCCAAAACUCAGCCGUGCCUGUCAAAGCUUUUACUGCAAAUUACAAAGGCAGAAGGUGCAAUCCUUCAAAAAACAAAGACGCAGAAGAUCCCUACAUAUUGUGUGCAUGCCAAUAUUUUAAAAGUUUUUUUAUCGAUCGCAUGGGUGCACCGUUAUUAGAAAAUAAUCCAGGUGUUACUGAUCUUUGGGAUGUGCCUUUGUAUCAGCAAAUAUUUUUAAAGGCAUUGCCUAUUCUUGAAGAAGCAUUGAAUGUCCGCGUCAAGCAAAUAAAACAAUGUUUUAACUGUGGCGGUGAACACCAUUUGAACGAUUGCACCCUACCAAAGGACAUGCAACGAAUUAACCUGAGCCGAAAGCAACACAGUGCCAGCAAGUUUAAUUCUCCAGGUCGCGAUUCCCGAUACCACAUUAACGAUGAGGACGUUGAUGAACGCUUUAAGCAUUUUAAACCAGGACAGAUCAGUGUUGGUUUAGAGGAGGCUCUUGGCAUUUCCCUGGAUACUCAGCUGCCACCUUAUAUAUACAUGAUGAGAAAGUUAGGUUACCCACCUGGCUGGUUAAAGCCAUCUGAUGAGGGGUUAAAAAUGUAUGGUGCGGAAGGUAAUAUUAUUGAAGAGCCUGGCAUUGAAGAAGGUGAAAUAAAACCCAUAAAUAUACCAGAUGUUGUAAACUAUCCUGGUUUCAAUGCAGCGAUGCCUGAAGGUGUACAAGACGUGUCGCGUGACAUGGGAAUGCCACCAUUUCAACCAGAAAGCGCCGAUCUCGAUAUAGCAAGAAAACGUGCGAAAAUCCUUGGCUACUCCGAAAGAGAACCUCUCGCUAAACGAUUAAAAUAUGAUGACGCUCUAGAUAUGGAAGUUGAAAACGAGAAUGGAUAUUUCGCCAACGGUAAGCCGCCGUUGCCGCUUAUUGAAGUGACGGCCGACACGAUAAAGCCACCGUCACCGGAAAAUACGCUAGUAUCGGAGGAUGUUAUCAUUAAGGCAGAGCCUGUCGAUGAUGACGCAAUUAACGCCGAAAAUGGUACAAUUGCUACGUCAUCAAGCGAGAAAGACAAUGAGAGUAAGAAAGAUACAACCACUCCUGCCCGACGUACUAGUGUGAGCAACAUAGAUGAAACGACGUAUCGGCAUUGGUUCAUGCAUCCGCCGUUGACAAGUGUCGGUAUUACGUACGUCAUGUAUACUCCUCCACCGACGUGCAAAGGUGUUGUUGAUUUCAAUAAUUUACCAAAGAAUCCUAUAUUAGAUUUGGACAGAGAGCCUUGGAGGACUGCAAGCGCUAGUUGGUACGAUCCCUUAUAUGGUGAUCUUGCCGCUCCUACUGGUACUUAUGACUCCAUCAGGACAUUACUCAAAGAAACAAAACGAGAAAAGCGAAAACCUUUGAUAUAGUGUAUUCCAUAUUUUUGUAUUUUUUUUAACCCAAAACAGUAUUGUUAUAAUU